Anoplophora glabripennis (Asian longhorned beetle) is the source of this 534-nucleotide messenger RNA. RefSeq names its product collagen alpha-1(I) chain-like. The record is from RefSeq and is a predicted model, not a curated record. The coding region runs from base 66 to 473 and encodes 135 amino acids. Lineage: Eukaryota; Metazoa; Arthropoda; Insecta; Coleoptera; Cerambycidae. The transcript has 2 exons.
AUAUAGCUCAGUUCGUGUUCAAAACUGUAUCAGUUCACUGUGCAAUCUAAGGAACUAACAACAAAAUGAACGCUUUGAUCGCCGCCACCUUCGCCAUCCUGGCCGUCUCCGCAUCCGCCGCUCCUUCAGGUCACGGACUCAUCUGGGGAGGAGUCAACCCCCACGCUCUUAGCCCAGUUGGACCCUCCGGAAUCGUCACCGGAUACGGAGCUUCCGGACCAUCCGGCACGGUGACCGGAGCUGGUGCCGCUGGACCAUCUGGAAUCGUCACUGGUGCGGGUCCCAUUGGACCCACCGGACCAGCUGGACAUGGACUCGUCGCUGCUCACGCCGCCCCUCUUGCCGCCUCAUGGGGUGCCGCUCCAUGGGGUGCCGCCCCAUGGGCUGCUGCCGCUCCCUUGACCGGUCUUGGACAUGGUGCUUGGGGUGGUCUCGGAGGUCACGGACUCGCUUUGGGAGGUCAUGGAUGGUAAACGAUUAGGAAUGAUGAACUUAUUGUACAGUAUUCUUAUUUAAAUAUAUGAAAAUAUCUUA